UGAUAGCUUUCAACAAGGUGAAAUUUUAUUCUUAGAAUACGACAUAUGUCAAAAAUAUCGUGCGAAAAACUCUUAAUUUCACACAUUGAAUUUCGAAGAUGAAAAGGAGAUAUGUGUAUAUGAAUAUAAUUUUUAUUGUCACAGCUCUAAUGCUUCCAUGUCCAUUUCUGAAAUUUGGACAAUACACUGAAGGAAAAUAUGUGAGUGUACCAGAAAAUAAAACAAUCAUCCCAGAUUUCAAGGAUAUCGUUCCGAACUUAAAGGAGCUGGAAACGUAUUUAAAAGGUUUUGCGAAGAAUUAUUCUUACUUUGCAACCCUAUAUGAAAUAGGUAGAUCAAGAAGAAGAAAAAAUGAAGAUUCUCUGCCUAUUUAUAACAUGGUUUUAACAUCUGGAUAUUCGAAGCCAAUUAUAGUUUUCAUAGGAGGUAUCUACGCAUCAGAUUUAUCUUGCCCAUCGAGUCUGGUCCAUACUUUUACCACGUGGACUACCAACACAAAAAUUCUAGCUCAGCUACUUCCUCUUUACGAUUACCAUUUCAUACCCCUGGUUAAUCCCGAAGGAUACGAAUUUGUAUAUCAAAAGAGGAGAAAGGGUGAGUUUUUCCGAUGGCUGAAGAACAUGAGAGGAUUCAGAAGUGGACGUGCCGUGAAUAUUUUAAACAACUUUGAUAGUCACUUCAGCGCUUUUCCAAAACAGAAAAGUGACGAGCAUUAUGGAGGAGAUAAGCCCUUCUCAGAAGAUGAAUCAGCGAUUAUCAGGGACUAUAUCAGGGAGAUACAAAAUAAUACUGCGGCUGUUUUCCUGUUAUUUUCUUCACCGAAGGAUGACGCUAUAACAUAUCCAUAUGCUCACACCAUGGAGAAACAUGAUUCAUGGAUAUUGCAGGAACAGUUAGCCAUUCACGCUAUCAGAACUGCUAGAAAUAUAUCGUACAAUUCUCUGGCUGUUGUUUCUACUGCUGAAUAUGGAGGUUUAGAGGGAGGAAGAAUGGACGACUGGCUCAUGGAGACCCUGAAAAAAAGCAUCAUUUUGAACAUUCAACUAACUUUUUCGCUGAAAGCAUCUGACAAUAGAGACACACUUAAGAACUUGAAUACAAAGAUUCAAACCCUCCUCAAGAGACUUGUAGUCGGUUCAUAUCGUGAUAAAUACUUGAGAUAUCAAGCACGUUCGACUGGAUUUCAUGAGCACAUUUACAAAUUCCCUUGGAAAAACGUCAUAAGCUGAUAUGAUCAUUGAAACUGGGAAGAAUUUCGUAUUUAUUUUCAAGAUGUUUUUGUCAUUUGAACUUGUUGGAAUUGAAAUGAGAAAAAUUAAUUCCUUCACUAUUCUACAUAAGUAGAAAUUGAAAAAUGUAUUGGUCAAUAAAGUUUUGAAUUUU
This is a messenger RNA of Harmonia axyridis, 1383 nucleotides long. Its product is annotated as carboxypeptidase B-like. The record is from RefSeq and is a predicted model, not a curated record. Gene Ontology annotation, molecular function: metallocarboxypeptidase activity; zinc ion binding. Bases 99 to 1229 code for a protein of 376 amino acids. Lineage: Eukaryota; Metazoa; Arthropoda; Insecta; Coleoptera; Coccinellidae. The transcript is spliced from 9 exons. Gene Ontology annotation, biological process: proteolysis.